GACGGUCUAGUAGCUAGGAAUGAUAACCUUAACUCCAUAUGUAAUGCAUACAUAGGUCAAUGUGAGACAAUACAGCCAUUAUUAUCUCAAACACUACCAAACAGAUGCAUACACUGUACUAAAGUACGCAUGAAAAACAGAAAAGGCACCUUAUGUAAAUGUGUAAGGGGUGGGUGCAUGAUGGAUGUAUGUACAAUUAUAGCAACGGUGCCAGAAUUCAUUUUGUGUGUAACAAAUGCACUUUGGCACAGUUACCCUUUAGCAGUGAUGACAUUGAUUUACCUAAAUUUAAUACAAAUGACCCAUUGCCAUAUAUUGAUGAUUAUGAUUGUUUUAUGAAAACAGGCCUUCACUUUAUUCAUGUCAAUGCAAGAUCACUUCUUCCUAAAUUGGCAGAGAUUAGGAUUCUAGCUAACAAAAUUAGGGCGGCAGUUAUAACCAUCUCUGAAUCUUGGUUGGAUGAUACGGUGACUGACGACGAGGUCAAAAUAGAUGGUUACAAUAUAAAACGCUUAGAUAGGAACAGAAAGGGUGGUGGAGUAUGUGCCUACAUUAGAAAUGACUUAGCUUACAACCCAAGACCUGAUUUAAAUAACAAUAAACUGGAGAUUCUAUGAUUUGAAGUGCUGCUUCCUAAGACCAAACCCAUCUUAGUAGGAACUAGUUACCGCCCUCCUACCCAGGACCAGUUCUUAGAAGACUUUUCCAGUCUUGUCCGGAGUUGAAAACAAUUGCGAGACAAUAAUACUGGGCGACUUCAAUAUCUGUUUUCAGCAGCAAAAUAACGGGCUAUGCAAAAGGUAUAAGUAAAUUCUAGGAUUAAAUAGUUACACUCAACUAAUUAAUACUCCAACCCGGAUCACACAGUUCUCAGCCACCCUAAUUGACCACAUAUUCGUAAAACAAAGAUGGCUGACACAGAUAGCAGCUGCACCUCUGUGGGUGACCGUACUGAAGACCUGGUGUCCCCCACCAGGGAAGCCCUUGUGGACGGCAUCGUGGGUCUCCUCAAGCCCUGUCUUGACCAGCUGGAUGACAGGGUCCGUGCCACCAGAGUGAGUCAGAGUGAGCUGCACCAACAGCUAGAGGGACUGGCAGCAGAAUUGGCCCGGGUGCAGGAACAGACCCGGUGUCCUUUACAGCUUGAUGCAUAUAUUAAAAAGUUGCAAAAUGCUAAGAGAAGAGUAGUUGUAGUUAACAAUAUUCUCCAAAACAAACAAGACCGUCUCAACAAAUUACACACUCAGGUUAAUAAGGAAAAUGCACGUCGUAGAGCUCUGCUAGAAACUACAUCCCCCUUGUCAAUCACACCCUCAACUUCUCUCCAUGCUCCUUAACUGAUUUUUCAGUGGCUCUGAAGAUAUUUCCAUAGGCAUUUUACCUCUGAAUAUUAUAUAUCAGGAGUCAGAUGUGAUGUCUUUAUUAACUAGUUAAUAAUUUAAUGUGAGAAAAUAAUUUAGGUAUAUUUAAAUUAAAAUAUGGCUUAGAUUGUGUAUUAUCUGUUUUAUACAGUAGUUAUUUAUUGUAGGUUUUCAGAUUUCAAUAGGAUUUUAUGCUCAGAUAUACACUAGCUGAAGGUUUCCUCGAGUAGGAAACAGAGAGCCAGUAUUCUUGAGAUUUGGCAUUCCAGUACGGUUUUUGUCCUUGGUUAAUUUUUCAUGUUUAUUUUCUGUAUAAAGACAAUGUACAGUAAACAAGUCUGAUUCAAAGACAGUACUGUGCCUCUAGUCAUUUGUCAGUCUCAUGAUAGUUGAUAUUUUUUUUAUAGUCUGAUUGUAUACUUUUGUUGAG
Messenger RNA from Cherax quadricarinatus, 1791 nucleotides. NCBI's taxonomy places the organism in Eukaryota, Metazoa, Arthropoda, Malacostraca, Decapoda, Parastacidae. The record is from RefSeq and is a predicted model, not a curated record.